Molecule: messenger RNA, 4825 nt
Organism: Rana temporaria (common frog)
Lineage: Eukaryota; Metazoa; Chordata; Amphibia; Anura; Ranidae
Exons: 35
Coding region: 128-4810 (1560 amino acids)
Source: RefSeq, a predicted model, not a curated record
UCAGGCUAUAAGUACUCCCUAUGUAGGUGACAAAGCACCAGUCUAUCUGAUUUCUUCUAAGGACAGGUGCACAGGACUGAAAUCCAGAUAAAAAGAGGAGCACAGACACAGACAAGUGUCUGGUAGGAUGGGCAGGAUAUCGGCCUCAGCUGUCCUUUUUUUAAUAUCAGGAAUACUACUUUCAAAUCACUGUAUAAAUGGACGGGAAGCGGCUACUGUUAUAGCUUCAGAAUCCCCAGUAGAAUUAGGCUCCUGGACCUUUGAAUCAACAACGGUAGCGGGAGUUGUAGUGACGGAUUCUCUAAUUUGCCCCUCGUACAUUCAAUCUGGUCAGGAAAUCUGCUCCCACUAUGUUGGACUUGAUGAUCUAGUUAAUUAUCUAGCAAGUGAACGUUUUGAUGUGUGCAGCACUUCUUUUCAACACUAUGCUUGUGCAAACUUGAGCAAUGUUGCAGAAAACACAAUCUAUAACAUCCUCAAUUGCUUCAUUACAAACCCUGAUGCGAUCCUCACACAGGGAGCAUUCUCACUUUUCUUCAACCAACUCAGUUUGGACACAAUUGGGUUUGUGUUGAACAAGAUCAAUCGUAUGAUUCCUUCUUCAUCCAUUACAUCUGCCAGCAGAAAGUAUGUGUUGACUGCAGUGUGGGAGAAACUGAGACAAGAUCCAGAAAAUCUAAACCCCGGUUUGCUAUCUAUUUGGUUUCGCGAUAGGCUGUAUGCCUUCAUACCCGCCAUCAACAAUGAGAUCCUGGACUGUGUAACCACCACAACAGUGACAUGUGAUGGACUGGAGGCCAUUGUCCAGGCACUGGAUUUGCAGUAUUCUUCAUUUAGCAAUGAAACUAAAGAUGACAUUGGAAUGUGGAUAACCAAAUUCAUCAAGGCAAAAUCUUGCAUGAAAGACACCUUAGCAAACUCAAUUGAUGUCUAUUAUGCGUACUUUAAGACAAACAUGAACUUUGAAGACUUUCAAGUGGCUUUUGGUAAUCAGAACUGGAAUUCUGCGAUAAGCAGCUUCACUGAGAUACAAUUGCACCAAUAUGUUGCAAGUACCAAUGCAUUUAGCAGCCAAGAAUCCUCGAGUGUGGUGAUUAAUCUGCUGAACAGCAAAGACCUUCGCUUCAAUUUUGGGUUCCUGAUCAGCUUGCCAGCCAGCAAUUACGAUGUCAACGUCCUUUUUUCCUUGCUGAGUAAUCUUGUGGACAAACUAAACAGCAAUGAAGAUCCCCUCUGUAAGCCUCAACUAACCGCCAUCUUCCAGGAAAAACUUACUUAUUUGCUCGUAGCGACCAAUGAGAUUAUCCUGAAGAAGCUUGUUAUAACAGACUGCGCUGAGUUCCGAGACAUCUACAAAGGAUAUGAUAUAGUCUAUGAUCAACUCUCCGAUGACCUCAAGCAGCUAGUGUUCCAAUACAGGAUAAAGUUUUUGGAUGCUGAGGCUGCUAGAUUAGGAUCUGCAUGCAUGUGUGACUUCAACAGUGUUGACUGGCUGGUGAACAAUUUGGGGAGAUCAGUUGAAUAUGCAACCUAUGCUGACCUAAUUCGUCUCAACCUAAAUUUUGAUGGCUACCAAGCUAUUUCAUAUUUGAACAUAAAUCAGACUAUCGAUUUGUGCAUACAAACCAACAUCUUCACUUCCGAUUCUCCCAGUGACAUUCAAAAUCAUGUUAGAUCAGUAACUAAUGACUUGGACAAUAAAGGAUAUACAUAUAUGAGGUCGUUUCUAACGGAAAUGAGAACCGCCUUACCUAGGCGUAACAUUAAUUUCUCUUUGAAUAUCCAAGUACGGUUCCAAUUUUUGGAAGGCAUGUGGGGAACAAUGAAGACACAUUUUAAAGAGUUCAAAUCAAAUGACUGGAAAAACUUUACUGACUCCAUAAGCUACUUCUCAUCAGCAAUUAGAAGUGAACAACUUUCCGAUCUGCCUAUCGAUGUGGUUGAAGAUUGCUCUAAUCUGCAGACAAUUGUGAGUGGUGUGGGCUCUGGUUACAGUGAAAUGGAUCAAAAUUCAAUAUCAGACGUCACAAACUGGAUCUCAAAUAUCCUCAGGAAUGAGUCAAGCCACUGCACAAGUGGAGCGUCAGAUUGGCUUGUUGACAACUACAUGGAAUUUAAACAAGACGUUAGCGUUGCUGUAAUCCUAGAAAUCAACCCUGCUUACGAUUUGUCGGAUUCCAUUGACAUAUUGGCUCCAGACCAACUUGGACAGUUUAUCGUGCUGGACUCUGAGACACACACCAAUUUAACAGUUGUAGAAAGGGUCUUUACAGUACUUACUAAUGGUACUCAUGAGGAAAAUGUGGAAAACUUGGGCAAUUUCUGGGAUUCUUUUGUUUUUGAGUAUGAAAAGGUUACGACAUUUUCCCAUGAGGUAAGGCAUUACCUGUUGUCUGAAACAGUCUCAGAACUCUCCACAAGUUUUGUAAACUUUACUUCAGAGGAGACCACCCUCUGGUUCGAGACAAGAAUGUACCCUGUUUUGCCUGUAGUUGACGUUGAAGUUCUAAAUGAAAUACCUGUGCAAGAAGUGGGAUGUGGAUUCCAAACAUCUUUCGUACAAGCCCUUAGCUUUGUCUACAGUGACACACUUGAUACAAAUAGGAUGGACAUCACUGACUAUAUUCAGAAGUACAUGAACAAUGAUCAACAAAACAGGCCAGAAGCUGAAAGAUGUACAACACAGGAGAACAGCACUGUCAGUUAUAUUCAAAACUAUUAUGGAGGCUACUCUGUGAACGCCAGCUAUGAAGAAAUUAAAAUUAAUUUCAUAAACUUCAACGUGUUCCAGUCGGGAGUCCUUCAGAUACUGACUACUGACCAGUGUGGAGACGCGUUUGUGCUGGAGAAUGUUUAUGAGAGUGAAGAGAAAGUCAAUCAAAUGUUUGCUUACCUCCAGACCCAAACCAUUGAAACUGUAGAUGCUGUUCUGACCCGCUUCUCUGAGACUGGCUACAGGAGAAACAUCCAAAUUAACACGACUAUCGGACAGCAGAUACUGCAACAUUAUUUCUAUAUAAUUAGGACUCAAGUGACAACAUACACCAUAACACAAAUACGAAGACUGUUUAUGUAUAGGAUUUAUAUCCUGAUUCAGUUCUUUACAAGGGAGACCCUGUCGGUAUUUGUUAUCCGGGACUGUGAAACACUUUCUGUCAUUGUGAGCCAGUUAAAAAACGGUUUCAGCAAAAUGUCCGAUUCAACCAGAACAGAAAUUGCCAACUGGAUAAUCGACAACCUGAAGAGUUCAUCCCUCAAUGGUUGCACAAGUACUUACACCACCACAGUCGAAUGGACAAACAGCACCUUUGGUGGCUUCUUCAUGUACACCACUCUGAAACAGGUGCAAGAGAUUUAUCCCCAACUGGAUGUGUUAGAAAUCAUCACAGAAACCAGUGUCUCACAGAAAGUUGAAUACCUUUGUACGUCUAGCGUUUUGACGAAUGUGACUGUAACUAUGACAGUCUUGGAGUCUUUGGCGGGACAGGACGGUGUUACUUCUGCAAAUGAAGUGGUCACAUUCUUGGAUGACUUCAAUGUAGCUUACGAGCAGCUCAAUGUCAAGACUAUGACCACGGAAGUGAGACAGGAAGCCGUGACUUACCUGUUUGAAAGCUAUACAUCUGAUUUCAAUUCCUUGACGACGGAACAGAUUUCACAUUUCGAGGAGACCUUUCAAUAUUUCAUAGGGGGCAUCACAUCUGAAGUGGUCCAACAGAUCCCAGUCACUAUAAACUGUGACUCCUACAACAGCAUACUUAGUGGCAUCAGCAGUGGGUUUGAUGAAUUUUCAGACGACGUCAAAAGCGCUGUGUUUAAUUGGAUCAUAAGCUACCUGGAUAACCGUAAACAAAGCUCUUCAGAUGAUUGUAGCAGCUUGUACACAGAUAGUAGAAGUUAUAUUCAAGUCAUCUUCCAGAGCUUUUCCUCUGAAGCUACAAUCUAUCAAUAUGAGUACUACUACAGCGAGUUUAACGGGUAUACCUGCCUGGACCUCUUCUCCGGUACACAGCUGGGCAACCUUCUUGCGAAUACCACAGCAAUCACAGACCAACUGGAUGCAGCCCUGAUCCUUGCUGAAGUGAGAGAUCGUGAUUUUGAGAAUGUCACAUCAUUUAUGACCGAAGUAAACGCGGUGUGUCAAGAGAAAAACUUAACACAGCUGCCAGACAGUAAUAUCCAGAACUUGAUUUUCACAACGGUGUGGUCAACAGUGACUGAGACCAUAAAGACAUCUACGGAAUACAAAUUAUGGUUUGGAGACUUAUUCAGCUAUGUGAUCUCAAGUUGUACGGCUUCCGACAUAGCCUCCAUUAGAAGCGAUGGCACUUGUUCUUCCCAACGCUACGUGGUUGAGGGCUUCAGUAACGUUUACUCCGACCUGGAUGAUGACCAAAAACAAGCCAUGUAUAGGAGUAUCAAAUCAUUCAACCAAGAUGUCCUGAGUAAUACAGCUUCUGCUUGCUCAACUGAUUCUGGAAGCAGUGAUGACUGGAUUCUGACAUUCUGGGGAGAAUUCAAGGCACAGGCUACACUUGAGGAUUUUAAAGCAUGCAACCCAAGCUUCAACACAUCUUCUGCCCUGGAUGUAUUCAGCGGUUCUCAGGUGGCACAAUACGCUAUUUCCAUUGGAGCCCUGAACAGUGAAGAAGCCAUUACUCCAAUAUUGGACAGCAUAGACACCCCUAACAAAGUGAAAGACUUUUUAGACCUGUGCAACAGCCAGGCUCCGGUAAGUUGUAAACUGUUGCGCAUGACUGUUUUGCCAACAAGAAUGUGUCAAUGUCAUUUCCACUUAAAGUGGUAUUAAACCCAAAAACAAACA